This is a messenger RNA of Cuscuta europaea, 1238 nucleotides long. NCBI's taxonomy places the organism in Eukaryota, Viridiplantae, Streptophyta, Magnoliopsida, Solanales, Convolvulaceae. The record is from the annotation of a GenBank genome assembly.
CAAAAUUCGACCGUUACCCUAAAAUACGACCAUUGACCCGUUUUAUAAUCUCUCAGGCAUUUUUUAAAUUCAAUCAUCAAAUCAGAAACUCAGCAAAAUCUCUCGGUUCUUUCACCCGUCUUCCCACACAAACGAUCAGCCCAUCUUUGUUCUGAUCUGAUCAUCAAUUGCUGUGGAUGACAAUCCGAGCGUGUAUAGGUAGUUGAUGAAGUGGAUCAUCAGUUUUUUUUCAGAGAGCAGUUGAACAAUUGAACGACGAUUUUUGUCUCUCUCAACUAAUAGAAAUAGAAAGAGAACAGAGAUGGAUGUCGAGAACGCAACACAGUCGUCCUCAAUCAUGGAGCCGAAGACCGUUCACCCAUUGCACCAAAUCUCGGAGUUCCCAACCCACAAGCUCCUCCUCAAGCAAUGGCUCAAGGAAGAAGAUCUAAUCUUCAACAGAAUCGUCGCAAAGGAGACUCAAAUCGACUCCAUCAGAAAGGAGAUCACGCAGCUCUGCUGUCUCUUCUUCCUCUUCCACUCCCUCUGCCUAACCAUCCUCUUCAGCUCCGCCGCUCGAUCCCGGCCGGAGGAAGCCGGAAUCUACUGCCGCAGAUCGUGGGUCCCGUCUCUCUGCUCCCUUCUCUGCUCCAUGGGACUGAUCUGGGCGGUACGGUACAAGACCGACACCGAGGCGCAUCUGGAGAAGCUUCUGGAGCGAGAGAAAGAGGACGGGAAGCUGUUACGGAAGUGCGUGGAGGAGCUGAAGAAGAAAGGGACGGAAUUCGAUUUGCUGAAGGAGGUGGAUGCGCUGAGAAGAGCAAAGAGUAUGAGAAUGGAAGGUAAGGCGGCCGUGAGGAAAUGGUCUGGCAGAGAUUUGAUUACUCUAUUCUUCUUUACAGUUUCCUGUGUUGUUCUUUCCCUUACGAACCUCAUUUUGUGUGGCUGAGGAGGGAUGGGUUUCUUCUUUUGAUUUUGCUUUUAUUUAUUAUUACUGUGCUUUCUGGGAUUAUUACACUUUUCCUGGAAAAAUUGAGGGGAGUACUUCCGAUUUGGCGAUCUGCCGAAUGCCAGAAUAUGCUGUUCUGGUUUUGUAAUUUAACAAUUCUGUUCCCACUCUGUCCAGAUCCUCUUGGUGAAAAUGAAGGUUAUAGAUGUUGGCCUUAUAAUUUUAGGUCUUAUUUAUUGUUGCUUCUCAUAUGUUUGCUUUUGGAAGUUUUUUUCCGAUUUAAUGUUAAUUAAUUAAAUAAUUACAGAAA